Molecule: messenger RNA, 1617 nt
Organism: Microthlaspi erraticum
Lineage: Eukaryota; Viridiplantae; Streptophyta; Magnoliopsida; Brassicales; Brassicaceae
Source: the annotation of a GenBank genome assembly
AUGGCGGCACGAUCCCUGUGGAGAACCCGCUCGAAGCUCCUCGUCGUUGGUACCGCCGUAUGCGGUGGCUCCGGCGCCGCCUUCAUUGCUUCCUCCGAAGACCCAACGGCCACGCUCAAGCUUUGCACCAACAUCCCCGUCCGCCUCUACCGCAACACCGUCACCGCCGCCUCCAUCGCUUUCGAUUAUGAAUACUCAUUGACGGGUUUGGCUGAGGGGAGCAGUGAGAAGGCUAAGGUCAAGCAUGAAGUCCACCUAAGGUCAGCACAAAAGCUUCAAGAGCUCUGUUUCAAAAAUGGAGGAAUCUAUAUUAAACUCGGCCAGCAUAUAGGGCAAUUAGAUUAUCUUGUGCCUGAGGAGUAUGUUCGUACUAUGAGGGAGUCGAUGCUGAACAAAUGCCCUGUUUCUUCGUAUGAGCAAGUAUGUGAGGUUUUCAAGAAAGAAGUUGGGGAGACGCCAGACAAAGUGUUUGCUGAAUUUGACCCUGUUCCAAUUGCAAGUGCCUCCCUUGCUCAAGUUCAUGUUGCUCGUACCCAUGAAGGGAAAAAAGUUGCUGUCAAGGUUCAGCAUGCGCAUAUGACCGACAGUGCAGCUGCGGAUACUGCAGCUGUUGGAGUUAUAGUGAACACGUUGCACCGGAUAUUCCCAUCGUUUGACUAUAGGUGGUUGUUAGAGGAAAUGAGUGAAAGCUUACCAAAGGAACUAGAUUUUUUGGUAGAGGCGAAAAACAGUGAGAAAUGUCUGGAUAAUUUUAGGAAGCUCUCUCCCCAUCUUGCAGAGUACGUUUAUGCACCAACGAUCUAUUGGAACUUGACCUCCUCUAAGCUCUUGACUAUGGAGUUCAUGGAUGGUGCUCAAGUCAAUGACGUGGCCACCAUCAAAAAGCUUGGGAUUCAGCCCUUUGACGUAUCAAAGCUAGUGAGUCAAGCGUUUGCAGAGAUGAUGUUUAAGCAUGGCUUUGUGCACUGUGAUCCACACGCUGCUAAUUUGAUUGUUCGUCCGUCUCCUUCUGGUAAAAGGAACAUAUACGGCAAGAAGAAACCGCAACUGGUGCUUCUUGACCAUGGCUUGUACAAGGAGCUUGACUUCGACACAAGAUUCAACUACGCCUCGCUAUGGAAAGCUCUUGUCUUUGCGGACGCAAACGCCAUUAAGAAACACAGCGCGAAGCUUGGCGCUGGAGACGAUCUCUACGUGCUGUUCGCUGGGAUUCUAACAAUGAGGCCGUGGAACCAAGUCGUGGACACGUCUGUGGAUCAUCUAGUCAUACCAGGAACCAAAGAAGACCUCUCGGAGAUGCAGAUGUAUGCGUCACAGUAUUUCCCUCAAAUCUCUGAGCUUCUCAGGAGACUGCCACGCGUGAUCCUCCUGAUGCUGAAGACAAACGACUGUCUCCGGUCGGUUAACAAUGAGCUGAUGCGUGGUUCGUCGCUUGAGUCGUUUCUGAUCAUCGGGAAAGUGUCUUCUGAUGCGGUUAUGGAGGCGAAGAGGUCACAGAGGAAAUCGUUGAUGGAAUGGUUUAGAGUGUGGCUUGAAGGACUCUCUGUUGAAGCUAGGCUUUGGGUUAUGCAAUUCGCUCUUUGGAUGUUACAAGUCAGAAGAGCCUUACCUCUAUGA